GAAAACUAUUUUUGGACAAGGCGAAUAAUUAUGAAGUUCACUUGGGAGUACAAUGAUGACUUGACAAUACGUUGGAAUAACCAGUUACUUGUGAAAAGAAAGAAAUAUUUAGGUUACCUUGUCUGGUUUCCUUCACAACAUAUACUGGAUAGAGCAUCAUCCCUUUCAAGACCUAAUUACUGUCGACGCUGUCAUAGAGUGAGUCCCGUGUUAUGGAAGGCUUCCAAAUUGAAAGCUACGGAUAUCCAUCCAUCAGUAACUGAACAAAGUCAAUUGGUUCCUUUUCAUAAUCAUCCAACCUUGAAAACGACCCCAUCAAGAAACUCAACUUUACAAGGAGGUGAUGCAAAAGAAGGGACGAGUACUACUAUUUAUGUAUCAGAAAUAGCACUUCGAGUGCUUAUACCUUAUCGUGAUGGAGCUUUAGUAUUGAAUGAAGAAAGUGGAUUAUCUGAUGCUACUCGCAUGUUUCUAGAAAAACCUCAACGCCUACAUGCCUUUGUUUCUGCUUUGAGAGGAACUUUAGGAGAUCGAUUUACAGCAGGUACCUUCUUUUUAGGUGGUGAUGGACGUUACUAUGCAAAAGAAGCCCUUCUUCGUAUACUAUAUACUUGUUUAGGGUUUGGAAAUGUUGCUCUUAUAGUGGCAAAAGAUGGUUUGGCUUCGGUUCCAGCUGCUUCUUUAGCCAUCCAUUAUUACAGUUGUGAAGGCGGUAUCUUGUGUUCUGUAAAUAGAAAAGCAGCUGGUGAAGAACAAUUCUUUGGUAUUCAAUAUGUAUUGGGCAACGGUGGUCCUAUGCGAGAUAUCUUUUUGUCUCGUUUUCGAAACCAAUUGGAUAAAGUAACCGAGUAUAGAGUGGUAGGAAUCGAUCCUCAAGUGGAUAUUUCCACCCUUGGAGAAUAUUUUGUGGAUGAAAAUCGUCAUUACGUGAAAGUGAUCGAUCCUUUGGAGUUGUAUGUUGAACGAUGCAAACAAUGGUUUCCGAUGGCCAGGAUUCGAAGAUUUUUACAACAACAUUCCCAAUUUUUACUUAUAGAUACGUUACACAGUAUCAUGGGUAGAUAUGCUUAUCGUAUAUUCGUAGAAGAAUUGGGUUUACAUUCUUCCCAAAUACUUCAUCAUGAGUAUAAAGAAGACUAUGCAGGUCUCCAUCCCAAUCCUUAUCAUGAAGACAAUUAUCAAAGGAUGAAAGAAAGACUAAGAAAGAAGGGUACAUCGAAGAAUAGCAAUCGUUUGGGAGUUGUAUUAGAUAACGAAGGAAGAUAUGCAUCUUUAGUGACAUCGGAAGGAAUGAUAUUAUCAACCCAAGAUAGUCUCGCUGUCUUUUUAACUUGUAUAGGACAAGUCAUUCCAAGAUUUGCCAAAGUAUUUCGUGGAGUAGGAAAGACAUUUGUCCAUAGUAAGGCCAUCGAUCGUGUCACGGAUGUGUUGGAUAUGUCACUUUAUGAAGGUCCCUGUGGUUGGCGUUAUAUGACCAAUUUGAUGGAUAGAGAAAAAGUCGAUAUUUGUAUGGAUGAGAAUGGAGGUUUAGGUUGUAGUUGGAUUCGUGAAAGAGAUGGACUGCUUUUGGUUCUUUGUUGGUUAAGUUUGUUAUCUUGGAAGAAUGAAAACCGAUCCUAUGAGAUGGAUAUUCAUGAGAUAAUGGAACAGCAUUGGAGUCAAUAUGGAAGAGACUAUCACAUGUGUUAUUUCUAUCGAGCAAAGAAUAAGAGUCAAAAGCAGCGAAUGGAAACCAAAAUGCAAAUGUUAUGGAAUCAAAUAGGACGAGGAUUAUCUUGGAAGGAAAUGCACCCUCAUUUGGAUCACCACAAAUAUAAGAGUUGGUUGAAUAACUUACGAAUAGAAGAAUAUCAAUGUUAUAAUCCAUUUGAAGGAAUGACGCAUUCUCAGUUGGGAGUUUGUUUAUAUAUCAAGGAUACUCAUCGCAUCAUACUGCGGCUAAGUGUUGUGCCGACUGGAAAGGAUUCGUCGGAAAAUGAACCCAUCGAUGUAGAAAACGUAAUAGGAUUGGCCAUUUAUUUAGAAACUUUUGAGACUCAUCACAUAUCCAUCAACGAAUAUAAUCCUGAAGAAAUAUGUAAGCCUCUAUGAUUGGUUGGAAACGGAUUCUUA
Molecule: messenger RNA, 2112 nt
Organism: Galdieria sulphuraria
Lineage: Eukaryota; Rhodophyta; Bangiophyceae; Galdieriales; Galdieriaceae
Product: phosphoglucomutase
Exons: 2
Coding region: 31-2091 (686 amino acids)
Biological process (GO): carbohydrate metabolic process
Cellular component (GO): cytosol
Molecular function (GO): phosphoglucomutase activity
Source: RefSeq, a predicted model, not a curated record